Molecule: messenger RNA, 609 nt
Organism: Sclerotinia sclerotiorum 1980 UF-70
Lineage: Eukaryota; Fungi; Ascomycota; Leotiomycetes; Helotiales; Sclerotiniaceae
Exons: 2
Coding region: 1-609 (202 amino acids)
Source: RefSeq, a predicted model, not a curated record
AUGUCCUACUACUACCCCUUCCCUUACCCAAUCUACACCUACCCCAUCACCCCUAUCAUCCCCGUCUACCAACCCACAACAAUAACCACCAUAUCCACGCCCCUAAUCCAACAAACAGUAGGCUGGAACCCCAUCCACGGACACGAUACCAGUUCUUCACCACCUGGAGUGGGAAGUAGAGUAGUUGGUUUGACAACUGGUUUGGCGAUGCCGAUAGGCGGGGUUGCGUUGGUGCAUAAUGGGACGCAUAUGGGAGCACAGUCUGGGGGUUUGUGUGGGAAUUGUGGAAAUUGUGGAAGUGUGAAUGCGAAUGGAAAUGCGAGUACAGCAACAAAUGCGACUGCAAAUUUACAAACUCCUGAUCCGGCUUCAGGAACUCAACCUGGAUAUGGAUCGGGAUCGGGGUCUGGAUCCCAAGCACAACCUUCCGCCUCAAAAGUCAAACCUAAAUCUAUCCUUAAAUCAACUACGACACCAUCGGCAACUUCAAGACCUUCAUCAUCACCACCAUCUUCUCCUACGAAGUCGAAAUCGAAAACCGCACUUGAACCUCCGCUUAAUAUUCUUACUCAUGCUAAUACGAAUGCGAAUUCGGGAUCAUCUUCAUAA